This is a messenger RNA of Oldenlandia corymbosa var. corymbosa, 1026 nucleotides long. The record is from the annotation of a GenBank genome assembly. NCBI's taxonomy places the organism in Eukaryota, Viridiplantae, Streptophyta, Magnoliopsida, Gentianales, Rubiaceae.
AUGGCGCUAUGGAUGGAGCCGGGCUCUGAACCAAAGACUGAGAGCGAAUUAAUAGACAUUGAAGGCAUAAACGCCCUCAAAGAAUCUGCUGCAAUAGAACUCAAGGAACAAGGUAAUGAGUAUGUGAAGAAGGGGAAAAAGCACUAUUCGGAUGCUGUUGAUUGUUACACCAGGGCUAUAAACCAGAAGAUUUUAAGCGAUGCAGAUCAGUCGAUUCUCUAUUCUAAUAGAGCCCAUGUCAAUUUGCUCCUGGGAAAUAAUAGACGUGCACUCCAGGAUGCUGAGGAGGCAAUUAAACUGUGUCCAACUAAUGUGAAGGCAUUUUAUCGGGCAGUCAAAGCAUCUCUGUCUUUGAAUUUGUUGACUGAAGCAAGCUCAUAUUGUGACAAAGGGCUUGAACAGUCUCCUGAGAAUGCCGAGUUGAAGAAGUUAGCUAGUCAAAUUGAUCUGAAAAAGUCCGAGCAUGAACGCCGUGAAGCUGAAGUUGCCAAGGCUGUGGCUGGCAUCAAGGAUCUUAUCACUGCCUUUGAAGAAAGAAACAUAAAGAUGGGGAAGGCUCUGUAUCAAGAGCUCACUGGAAAGAAAAAGCCAGUUUUGGACCGCAACAAUAUCCUUCACUGGCCUGUCCUUCUCCUUUAUGCAGAACUUCCAAACAUCUUUUCAGAAAGUUCACCUUUGCCUUGGGAUGACGACCAUGUUUAUACACGUGAUGCGGUUGAGAUAUACUAUGAGGCUAGCCAUGAAAUUUGUUUAUCGAAGGGAGAAAUUUUUCGCUAUCUCUCUGAUGGAACAGCUGCCGCAAAUCUUGAAAAGAUUGAGGGAUUUGAUGAUAAAUCGACAAACAGUACUACUGCAGGUGGCAGUUCAAGGUGGAUCAAAGUGGAUGAAAGGAGACGUCUGUAUGAUGUUCUGAAAGAGCCAAAUUUUAUUGUCUCUGGCAUUCCUGUGUUUUUUGUUGUUUCAAAGAAGUCCAGCUUCUACAAGAAGUUCAAAUCUGGGAACUGGGCUCCCCCAGAGAUUGCCUGA